AUGCUGUUCACUCGCAUUGUCUCCUUCUUUGUCGUCUCUGUGACCUUUGGCACGAUGGCACUCGCCAUACCGAGCCCUGUUACCGCUGAGGUUGCGAAGCGUGACAAUGCACAGAUUGAGCAGGUCUUUACGACUCUCAAGUCAUCGACGGACUCUAUCCUCCCCCAGAUUCAGAGUAUUGCAUCAAGUGGAAAUGCGACUGACGAUAACGUCACUCCGCUUGUCAACCAGCUCGUGGCUGCACUGGACACUGCUACCAGCUCCCUCUCUGGACUCUCACCUUCUUCACGAGCAUUGAUAAAGCGCCAAAGCGAGGAUGAUAUUGCAAGCCUCGUUGCCGGCAUCGUUUCCGACAUCGCCAAUGGUAUAAGUGGCUUGCAAAGUGCGGCCUCUAUCACAGAUCUCGACACUCUCCUCGGUGGCAUCGACUCUUCUCUCAACCAGGUUCUUCUUGGCCUCGAGAUUCUUCUUGCUGGUGUCCUCCAUCUCGUUGCUAACCUCCUUGUCGAUGUUGCUGGUCUACUCAACCAGCUUGCUUUCGGGCUCACACUCGGCACGCUUGGACUGGCGUAA
Molecule: messenger RNA, 573 nt
Organism: Fomitiporia mediterranea MF3/22
Lineage: Eukaryota; Fungi; Basidiomycota; Agaricomycetes; Hymenochaetales; Hymenochaetaceae
Exons: 4
Coding region: 1-573 (190 amino acids)
Source: RefSeq, a predicted model, not a curated record